Molecule: messenger RNA, 967 nt
Organism: Hylaeus volcanicus
Lineage: Eukaryota; Metazoa; Arthropoda; Insecta; Hymenoptera; Colletidae
Product: death-associated protein 1
Exons: 3
Coding region: 172-480 (102 amino acids)
Biological process (GO): apoptotic signaling pathway; negative regulation of autophagy; cellular response to amino acid starvation
Molecular function (GO): death domain binding
Source: RefSeq, a predicted model, not a curated record
GCAGCCAGACAUGCAUGCCUGGAAGACGACCUCCCCACUGCUAUUGCCUGCCAUUGCUCAUUAUUGCAUCGCUGGCCGCCAUCGAAUCAGUGUGAUUGGUGUCGUAGCGCAACAAGCAAAACGUAUAUUCGCUGGAGCCAAGUAAUCUUGUUUUUGUUAUUUGACGCAUAAAUGUCGAGUCCAGAGGAUUCCAAACUCAAGGGUGGCCACCCUCCCGCGGUAAAAGCUGGAGGUAUGAGGAUUACCCAGCAUAAAUCACCGAAAGAAGAUCGGGAAAUAAAGACGAUCAAGGAUGCGGAUGAAAGUAAACCGUCGAGUAGCCCACCGAAGACUAUCAUGAUCAGUGGAUUUCCCGCCAAGGGAAAUGCAGAUUUUCCUCCAGAAGCUGUCCAAAUCUUCCAUGAAAAACCUAAACCAACCCAUGAUGCUCGUCCCAUGCAUUGUUCUCGUCCCAUUGUUAUACAGCAACCCAGGAAGUGAACGAUACGUGUAUUGACUGUCAAAGCGGGCUGCCUGAAAAAGCAGGAGCCCAUAUAUUCUAACAUUAAAUUUAAAAGAAACAAAACACAAAAAAAGUACUUAAGGAUUUCUAUGGGGAUACAGAAUUGUUGACAUUUUUCCAGGAUUAUGUACAAUCUGUUCCCCAAGGAGCUGUGGUUCCAUAUAACGCGAAACGAAGUAUCUCGCGAGAGUUUAUUACUGUUAUUAAGAGAGAAUACAAUUUAUUUUUAAUGCAGCCUUGCGGGGUUCCUUACGACAUUUGAGCGACAGACUUGCUCCGAGCUCUCGGAGUAUCCUCCGCACAGAAGCUAAUUAUUAGAUAACCGUUGAUACGCUCAUCUCUAUUUUGUAAUUAAUGCACUUUUAUUAGUCGUGCUAUAUUCCGUAGAGUAUAUGUAACCGUCUUCGGGACCAGGAUGCAUUUCAAGAUAUAGCACUCGAGGAAAUGAAAAUAUUGUUCAUAGUA